AUGCUACAAGAUCUAUUCAAACGAGCCGAAGGCCCCAUAGUCGAAGGCUCCUCCUCGCUAUACGACAACUCGGCCUUCGACGCCGCCCAGCUGUCGAUGCUAGCGAUAGCCUCGGCCAUGAUUUGGAUCAUGAUUCCCGGUUUGGGGUUUCUUUACUCGGGCUUAGCCCGUAGAAAAUCUGCAUUGUCCAUGUUGUGGGUCUGUUUCAUGGGCUCCAUGGUCGGAGUGUUCCAGUGGUACUUCUGGGGCUACUCGCUCGCCUUUUCCGCUACCGCGUCUAACAACUUCAUCGGUGACUUACACUACUUCGGGUUCAAAAAGAUCAACCACUUCGUGGAGGGUGCCACCUAUCCCACCGUUGUCUAUGCUCUUUUCCAAAUGCAGUUUCUCAUGGUGACCCUUGCCAUUGUCGCCGGUGCCACCACCGCCGAAAGAGGUAGAUUCUUGCCUGGGAUGGUGUUCUUGUUCCUCUGGGCGACCGUCGUUUACUGUCCGGUUGUUUACUGGGUGUGGAACCCGAACGGAUGGGCUGCCAAGUGGGGCGUCUUAGACUACGCGGGGGGUGGCCCCGUGGAAAUAUUGUCUGGCUGCAGUGGCUUCGUCUACUCGGCCUUUUUGGGCAGAAGAAGAGACAGUGGGUUGUUCAACUACAGGGCGCACAACAUCUCCUUUAUUAUGUUGGGAUUGACCUUGCUUUAUGUCGGCUGGUUGUUUUUCAACGGUAUGUCUUGCUUGGCUGUCAGCGUUAAGGUGCCGUAUGCCAUGAUGAACACCCACUUGACUGGUGCAUUUGGUGCCAUGACCUGGGGGAUUUUGGAUUGGAGAAUGGAAAAGAAAUGGUCUACCGUUGCCCUCUGUUCCGGCUGUAUUUCUGGCUUGGUUGCUGCCACACCUGCAUCCGGUUGUAUCCCCCUCUGGGCCUCCGUUGUCUUGGGGGUUGUCGCCGGUGCCGUUUGUAAUUUUGCCACUGGGUUCAAGUAUUUGGUGCACGUUGACGACUCUCUCGAUGUGUUGGCCGAGCACGGUGUUGCUGGGAUUGUCGGGUUGCUUUUCAACGCUUUGUUUGGCGACAAGUACGUUAUCGGUUUGGACGGUAUCACUGAGCACGCCGGUGGCUGGUUGAACCACAACUACAAGCAGUUGUACAUCCAGUUUGCCUACAUCAUUGCCUGUAUUGCAUACUCCAGUGGUGUCACUGCGGUCUUGUGUUUUGCCAUCAACAAGAUUCCGGGCUUGCAUUUGAGAAUCACUCCUCAGGCCGAGGAGAACGGGGUAGACGAGGACCAGAUUGGUGAGUUUGCCUACGAUUACGUGGAGGUCAGAAGAGACUUCUUGGCCUGGAGCGAUCCUCAACAAGAAAAUGAGGGUAAAGUCUCUCCUCAACAGGCUACCAGCACCCACGAAGUGGAGGCGAACCAUGCCAGCGAGCAGUAUCCUGAAGUGAUGGAUGCCGCUGAAGAGACCAGCGGCACAACCAGCACCUCUGUUCGCGAGAAGAGGGAGUAA
This is a messenger RNA of Babjeviella inositovora NRRL Y-12698, 1506 nucleotides long. RefSeq names its product ammonium permease (gene MEP1). NCBI's taxonomy places the organism in Eukaryota, Fungi, Ascomycota, Pichiomycetes, Serinales. The transcript has a single exon. Gene Ontology annotation, molecular function: ammonium channel activity. Gene Ontology annotation, cellular component: plasma membrane. Gene Ontology annotation, biological process: ammonium transmembrane transport. The record is from RefSeq and is a predicted model, not a curated record. Bases 1 to 1506 code for a protein of 501 amino acids.